CGUCCGUCAACACCGGCAUUCCGCUGUGAAACGGAAAUCACUCUCUGAUAUGGCGACGCAAAUGCGUCGAUCAGCUAGUGAACUCGAACUCAGCAAAAGGAAAUCCACUUCUUCAAUCGAGGUCAGUAAGCGGGCACAACUGACUGACAUCGACAUAAGCAAAUCAACUGUGCCAAGCUCUCUGGCGCAGGACAGCGGAUACUCAAGGAUGGCGCCAGCAACCGGGCUCGAGCCGAGUCAAGUAGACUCGAAGAGGAGGCUAUUGAUACUGGUUGUCGCAGCCACCUUGGUUUUAGUCGUGGUAUUCACUUGCAUCAUCGCUUACACAUUUUCCAUCUCGACCGGAAAGACUGUGGGGAUCUGCGUCUCCGACUCGUGCAAGGAACACGCCAAGCGGCUAUUGAACUCGAUAAACAACAGCGUCGAUCCUUGCAAGAACUUUUACGCGUUUGUCUGCGACGGCUGGAAGCGAGAGUUUCCCACACUUUCUGUCCUUGAGAAAAUGAACCAGGACGCCAAGAAAGAUGAGAUCAAGGAGCUGAACGCCGACCUGUGGCACAUCGGGAAACCAACCCAGCUGUACCAAAAGUGUAUCGACCCUCGUAAUUCGCACUUAGAGUUGAAUGUUGAGACGCUCAACCGUUUUAUGGAUAUACUUGAGGUCCUCUGGCCCUUUAAAGAUUUAGACGAUGUCUUAUACCACCCGCUACAAGUAAUGCUCGACAUGGCGGCACGCUAUGAUGCCGGCUUUCAGUUCCACCUAGAGGUUGCAAACAGCAAAGUCAUUGGCCACAUUUUGAUAUUCCGCAGGCGAUACAAUAGCGUGGUAUGGAAACAUCGCCUUGAGAAUCCCAUGACCUCAGAGGAAUACGCAAUCGUCGUCCAUGAUCAUUUAGUCACCCUGGGCGUAAAGAACAUGCAGUACGAUGCGGCACUCCUGCGCAAGCUUGAGAUAUUCUUCACUGAAGCCACCCAAUAUGAUAAGAACAAAGGCGAGCAGUGGUGGUUGGCCAUCAGUGACCUCGAUGCCAAGACACCGAACAUAAGGACAGCACAGUGGUACCCACUCCUCAACAGCCAAUACCUCAAUACACUCGCACGUCGAUGGAAUCCUAAGGACUGGGUCGUAAUUGAAGACUCCCUCAUCCUGACAAAGCUCGACGAACUCUUCCACACGUUCAAUGACUCGGAGAUUUUCAUGGGCACUGCCUGGAUGUUUAUCCAGUCUCACCUUUGGGUGGCGGCUGGGAAACCAGAGCUCAUGCUCCGGAACAACGUCGAAGAGAUAAAGCAGCUUGCCUGCCUGGAGUACGUGAACUCUAUUUUCGGGCUUCUCACCUCCACCGAAUACUUAACGCGAGUCUACCCGACGAACGAGAUACGCCGCGGUGUCUACAGCUUCAUGCAAAGUGUCAAAAACGAAUUCAUAUCGACAGUGAAUAGAACCGCUUGGAUCGACCGCGAAAUUGCUGAAAAGGCGGUACGCAAGAUAAAAAACACCGAUUUGAACAUCUUGCCAUCCGAGCAGUUCUUCGUUUCGCUUCAACGCACCACUCUUUACGGGCGAUUUCCUGAUAUCAGUACAUUUUCAUUCGUGGGCGCCUGGCUGUCCAGCGCUGAGUGGUACAAGAGACUACAAAACGAUGCCCGCUUCUACGAUACAUACCAAAAGAGACGCACUUUUCAACGACGGCCGUAUACGUACGCGUACCUUCGCAAUUCAGUUGACGCUGCCAUGUUGGCGCUUGAAACGCCGCUUUUCUACAUAAAUGGAACUUUCGCGAUGAACUACGCUGGCUCGGGGAUCCUGCUGGCCAGAGAGAUUGCCAAAGCCAUCGACCCGCUAGGUGUGACGGUGAACGGCUAUGGCGAAAACAUCGCUUGGUGGGGCAAGACACAUUCGGCCGAGUACUACCGCCGCGUGCAGUGUCAAUUAGACCAGGAGCCCGGACUGCCAGCGGUGGGCGUCUUCCCUGCGAUACCAGCGCUUGAGGUGUCUUUCUCGGCCUUCAAAACGACCGUCCAGCGGCAUUCAACCCGUGCCGACGCCGUGAAUGACUUGCGACUUCAAGACCUUGAGGAAUACGUUGACGACCAGGUGUUCUUUUUAACCUACUGCUACGCACUGUGCUCCAAAGAAGGCGACACUAGCAGCCAACAAGAGUGCAACGUGCCGCUCCGCCACUUUUCUCACUUUGCAAAGGCCUUCAGUUGCCCUGUAGAGUCGCCCAUGAAUUCGAAAACAAAAUGCACAUUUUUUAAUUGACAGUCUGUUGCUCGGAUUGUUCUUGCAUUUAUCACUGAGAGCGCAGGAACGGGACAGAGCGAGGAAGUGGCUGAGACAAAGCGCCAUGUUGUACGUUUCAGCGCAAUGUGCUCUCUGCUUUCCAUCCUGUUUCUGCGCUCUUCUAAUUAGUGUUCUAUGUUGUUGUAAAAGAGCUGCUCUGAAGCCAACGUUAUCUAACAUAUGUCAAAGUGGCCUGUCAAUGAAGAGACCCGUGUAUUCUUUUACUUUUUUUUUCUUCGGACAUAUCUCAUUCUUUUCUUAGAAAUCUCAGUGUCACUUUUCGUGCCAUUGUAAAAAUUGCUCGGCAAGGCAUGCUGUUGCAUGGAGCCAACUUUCCGAAUAAAUUAUAUAGCGUCACGAGCACUUGCUAUGAAGAGUGCGAGAACAUGUAUAUUAGAAAGAAAAAUUGUCAUCCACCCGAAUGUGGAACGAAGCUACGAGGAAACCCAUACGGGUUUCUGAGAAUGAAAGCUGAGGAAAAAUUCGUCCUGAUCCGGGAUUCGAACCCGGGGUCAACGCCUUUCCGGGGUGGUCGCUCUGCCAUCUGAGCUAACCAAGAGGUUAGCAGAUGUGCAGC
Molecule: messenger RNA, 2864 nt
Organism: Dermacentor silvarum
Lineage: Eukaryota; Metazoa; Arthropoda; Arachnida; Ixodida; Ixodidae
Product: endothelin-converting enzyme 1
Exons: 2
Coding region: 50-2266 (738 amino acids)
Biological process (GO): protein processing
Cellular component (GO): plasma membrane
Molecular function (GO): metalloendopeptidase activity
Source: RefSeq, a predicted model, not a curated record